Molecule: messenger RNA, 2383 nt
Organism: Lemur catta (Ring-tailed lemur)
Lineage: Eukaryota; Metazoa; Chordata; Mammalia; Primates; Lemuridae
Gene: DNAJB1
Product: DnaJ heat shock protein family (Hsp40) member B1
Exons: 3
Coding region: 205-1227 (340 amino acids)
Cellular component (GO): cytosol
Molecular function (GO): transcription corepressor activity; Hsp70 protein binding
Source: RefSeq, a predicted model, not a curated record
CGGCGCUGCCCCGCCCCGGAUGUCGCGCGCCGCGGACUGGGCGGUGACGAUUGGCCGGCACGGCGCCGGGGGCGGGGCGGAAGGUUCUGGAGGGGGCUGGCGGGCUCUGGAAGCUUCCGCCGGACGGGUAUAUAGAGUCCGGGACGGGGCGGCGGCGGAGCCGGAGGACGGCGACAGCUGGGCGGCGGGCCGUAGCUGGGGGCCAUGGGCAAAGACUACUACCAGAUCCUGGGCCUGGCCCGCGGCGCGUCGGACGAGGAGAUCAAGCGGGCCUACCGCCGCCAGGCGCUGCGCUACCAUCCGGACAAGAACAAGGAGCCCGGCGCCGAGGAGAAGUUCAAGGAGAUCGCCGAGGCCUACGACGUGCUUAGCGACCCGCGCAAGCGCGAGAUCUUCGACCGCUACGGAGAGGAAGGCCUGAAGGGUGGUGGCCCCAGUGGCGGUAGCAGCGGUGGUGCUAAUGGUACCUCUUUCAGCUACACAUUCCAUGGAGAUCCUCAUGCCAUGUUUGCUGAGCUCUUCGGUGGCAGAAAUCCCUUUGACACCUUUUUUGGGCAGCGGAAUGGGGAGGAAGGCAUGGACAUUGAUGACCCAUUCUCUGGCUUCCCCAUGGGCAUGGGCGGCUUCCCCAACAUGAACUUUGGACGUUCCCGCCCUGCCCAAGAACCCACCCGAAAGAAGCAAGAUCCCCCCGUCACCCACGACCUUAGGGUCUCCCUUGAGGAGAUCUACAACGGCUGCACCAAGAAGAUGAAAAUCUCCCACAAGCGGCUGAACCCUGAUGGAAAGAGCAUUCGAAACGAAGACAAAAUCUUGACCAUCGAAGUGAAGAAGGGGUGGAAAGAAGGGACCAAGAUCACCUUCCCCAAGGAAGGAGACCAGACCUCCAACAACAUUCCAGCUGACAUCGUCUUUGUUUUAAAGGACAAGCCACACAAUAUCUUCAAGAGAGAUGGUUCUGAUGUCAUUUAUCCUGCCAGAAUCAGCUUGCGGGAGGCUCUGUGUGGCUGCACAGUAAACGUCCCUACUCUGGAGGGCAAGACCAUACCUGUCGUAUUCAAAGAUGUCAUCAGGCCUGGCAUGCGGCGAAAAGUUCCUGGAGAAGGCCUCCCCCUCCCCAAAACUCCUGAGAAACGUGGGGACCUCAUUAUUGAGUUUGAAGUGAUCUUCCCGGAAAGGAUUCCCCAGACAUCAAGGACCGUACUUGAGCAGGUCCUUCCGAUAUAGCUGCCUGCGUUCCCCAAGGACUGACCAAGGGCCUUUCCAGAGCUCAAGGAUUUCCGGACCAUUCUACUAGUUGCAAACCAUGAGAGGGCGGGAGGGCCCAGGGAGGGCUUUCGUACUGCUGAAUGUUUUCCAGAGAAUAUAUUACAAUCUUUCAAAGUUGUGCACUAGACUUAAGUGGUUUUUCGAGCAAUAAGGCGGCAGACAGUGGGACCAGCAGGAAAAGGCAUUCCAGUCUGCCCCACUGGGUCCUACAGCUCUCCCAGGAGGGGCCCACGCCCUCCUUCUCCAGUCCCCACCAAGGGGCGAGAGGCAGACCAGCAGCUGGACUUGAUCCCUCCCUGUGUAGUGGCAUUGACCUGCUGUCUCAGUUGCCAGACCCUUGUACACACUUGGUUUCUCUUGUGUGGUCAGUUUGUGUUUUGUUCUUUCUGUAUUUGACUCCCACGUCUUGCUCUUCCCUUGAAGAAUCCUAUCUUCUGUUUGGCCAUCUCAAAUUGAGAACCUAAACUUAUUUCUGCAGAACUGCCUGGCCAGCGCCCACAAGCAAUACCUCUUGUUCCAGCAGGACCAAGGGAGCCAGUCUCCAGUGAGUCGCACAGCCCCCGCUCCCUCGGGGGUCCGGGAGCUUGGCUAAAGCAGGGGGACCUCCUGACCUCUGGCUCUGGUGCAACUGAAUGUGCUCACUUAUGGGUCACACUCUUUCCUUUUCUGUAAGGCAAUCUUUUGGCACACCUGUGGCUUACCAGUGGCCCAGGUAAAUGUUUUUGUCUCAUGGACUCUGGACUUCUUCAAAGGGAUCUGAUCCUUUUGAAUUUUGCACAGCCCUAGAUAUAAUCCCUUUUGAUAAAAGGGUCUUUGCUUCUGAUUACAGGAGCACUGUGGAACGUCUGUAAAUAUGUUUUUAUAAUUCCGUGUAAAAUUGGUGUGCACUCAAAUGAAACUAGUCCACGCAGCCACUGCUCUCUGUAUGAGGGCCAUGGUGGAAUUCAGAAGAAACCUUGGGGGGAGGGGUUUGGAACAAAUGUCUGUUCCCUGGAGGCUAGUCUGAUGCUCAGACUUUUAGAUUCCUUGUAAGUUGCCACUGCCAAUAUGAGACCAAAGUGUGUGACUUGUCAAUAUGCAGCGUGACAGCAUUAAAGACUGAUGCUAAACCUCA